Molecule: messenger RNA, 711 nt
Organism: Owenia fusiformis
Lineage: Eukaryota; Metazoa; Annelida; Polychaeta; Sabellida; Oweniidae
Source: the annotation of a GenBank genome assembly
AUGUAGCAGUGGAGACGUAAAUUGUCAACGGCUCAACCAAAUUGUGGAAUGAUUUGAACAGAAUAUAGACUAACGUGCGAUAAGUAAGAAUGAUAUAGUUGUGAGGUUAACGUUUCAUGAAAAUUUUUAUAAAAGCUUGAGGUCAACAGUUUUGGAUUGAGGUGAACAAUCUUGAAAAAGUAAACAAUUCAAUGUGGAGGUCAACAAUUAGGACAGAGAAUAGCAAAAGAGAAAUUUUUGAUCAGGCAUACAGAGUUGACAUUUAAAGGAAUUAAUUAACAACAUCCCGGGCCGACAAUCUUUAUAUCCCAAGUCAACAGUCUUUUCAUAUCAUAAUCGUAUCCCGUAACAUGAAGAAAAGAACAUUAUGUUUAUUUCAAUCACUAUGAAACAGAAUGGGUUGUACGCCCAGUAUUCAUGUUUCUCAAACUGGCGUUGUAUAUUGUCGAGAUAGUGACGAGUCUACCUCACCCCGUCCAUCAAACUUAACAGGAGCAACAGGGACAAAAAUUAGCGAUACCGCCACAGGAAGUGGUGCGAGAGGGGGGUCAAGUAUUCAGGGCUCAAGCUCUGGGAAAUAUCGAGCGUUGGAGACACGACGUGGAACGAUUGAGGCAGAAACGCAAACUAGUCACAUGAUCAUGAAGGUAAGUAGCGACAUUGUCACUGUGUUAUGUUAUAAAUCUUGUAGUGGAGUAUAUUUAUUUUGCC